This is a messenger RNA of Melanotaenia boesemani (Boeseman's rainbowfish), 3525 nucleotides long. RefSeq names its product WD repeat-containing protein 48. Lineage: Eukaryota; Metazoa; Chordata; Actinopteri; Atheriniformes; Melanotaeniidae. The transcript has 18 exons. The record is from RefSeq and is a predicted model, not a curated record. The coding region runs from base 26 to 2059 and encodes 677 amino acids. Gene Ontology annotation, biological process: protein deubiquitination; double-strand break repair via homologous recombination. Gene Ontology annotation, molecular function: ubiquitin binding.
CAUGAAUUGACUGUCAACAUGCAAGAUGGCCACGCAUCACAGGCAAAAUGCUGCUGGGCGGAGGAAAGUACAGGUGUCCUACGUCAUUAGAGAUGAGGUGGAGAAGUACAAUCGAAAUGGGGUAAACGCACUCCAGCUAGACCCUGCCCUGAACCGACUCUUCACUGCUGGGAGGGAUUCUAUCAUCCGGAUAUGGAGCGUCUACCAGCACAAACAGGACCCGUACAUUGCAUCUAUGGAGCAUCAUACAGACUGGGUUAAUGACAUAGUCCUCUGUUGCAAUGGCAAAACAUUGAUAUCUGCCUCAUCAGAUACAACAGUCAAAGUGUGGAACGCGCAUAAAGGAUUUUGUAUGUCGACGUUACGAACACACAAGGACUACGUGAAAGCUUUGGCUUACGCUAAAGACAAGGAGCUCGUGGCAUCCGCUGGCCUGGAUCGACAAAUCUUUCUUUGGGAUGUGAACACACUAACCGCUCUCACUGCUUCCAACAACACUGUCACCACUUCAUCACUGAGUGGGAACAAAGACUCGAUCUACAGUCUGGCAAUGAACCAGAUGGGCACAGUUAUUGUUUCGGGAUCCACUGAAAAAGUUCUGAGAGUCUGGGAUCCUCGAACAUGCGCAAAACUGAUGAAACUAAAAGGCCACACAGAUAACGUAAAGUCACUGCUCCUGAAUCGAGAUGGCACUCAGUGCCUGUCGGGCAGCUCAGAUGGGACCAUUCGCCUUUGGUCGCUUGGCCAACAGAGGUGUAUCGCCACCUACCGGGUGCAUGACGAAGGGGUGUGGGCCUUGCAGGUCAAUGAGGCCUUUACGCAUGUAUAUUCUGGAGGUAGAGACAAAAAGAUCUACUGUACCGACCUGCGUAAUCCAGACAUCCGUGUACUCAUCUGUGAGGAAAAGGCCCCGGUGCUCAAAAUGGAACUGGACAGAUCUGCUGACCCACCUCCAGCAAUCUGGGUUUCCACUACCAAGUCAUCCGUUAAUAAAUGGUCUCUAAAGGGAAUGCACAACUUCAGGUCAUCAGGGGAGUAUGACAAUGACUGCAGUACCCCUCUGACUCCACUGUGUACUCAGCCAGAACAAGUCAUUAAGGGAGGUGCCAGUAUUAUACAGUGCCACAUUCUGAAUGACAAAAGACAUAUACUCACCAAAGACACCAACAACAACGUGGCAUUUUGGGAUGUCCUAAAGGCUUGCAAGGGUGAAGACUUGGGGAAAGUGGAAUUUGAUGAAGAGAUUAAAAAGCGCUUCAAGAUGGUCUAUGUGCCAAACUGGUUCUCCGUUGAUCUAAAAACUGGGAUGCUCACCAUCACUUUGGAUGAGAGUGACUGCUUUGCUGCCUGGGUGUCUGCAAAAGACGCAGGGUUUUCAAGUUCUGAUGGAUCUGACCCAAAGUUGAACCUGGGUGGACUGUUGCUCCAGGCUCUGCUGGAGUUCUGGCCCAGAACUCGGAUCAAUCCCAUGGACGAGGAAGAGAACGAGGUGAACCACGUGAACGGAGAGCAGGAGAACAGAGUCCAGAAAGGAAAUGGAUACUUCCAGGUUCCACCGCACACGCCGGUCAUCUUCGGAGAAGCAGGAGGCAGAACUCUUUUUAGGUUGUUAUGUAGAGAUUCAGGUGGAGAGACUGAAUCCAUGCUGCUGAAUGAGACUGUCCCACAGUGGGUUAUUGAUAUAACUGUAGAUAAAAAUAUGCCCAAGUUCAACAAAAUCCCAUUCUACCUCCAGCCCCACUCUUCCUCCGGUGCAAAAACUCUAAAAAAGGACCGUCUCUCGGCCAGUGACAUGCUCCAGGUGAGGAAGGUGAUGGAGCAUGUUUACGAGAAGAUCAUCAACCUGGACAACGAGUCGCAGACCACCAGCUCCUCGGCCAACGAUAAACCCGGGGAGCAGGAAAAGGAGGAGGACAUGGCCAUGCUUGCUGAAGAGAAGAUUGAGCUAAUGUGUCAAGACCAGGUUCUGGACCCCAACAUGGACCUGCGAACAGUUAAACAUUUUAUCUGGAAGAGUGGAGGGGACUUGACACUUCACUAUAGGCAGAAAUCCACGUGAAAGUCGUCGUUUUUACAACCAGAACUCUGUCAUUUGCCAAUCACUACUCACCUCUGACAUGUAGUUCCCUAAAACCCCAUUGUGUGGUCAAGAGUUGCAGUAUCAAUGAGAAUCCAGUAAAUUUGUGAGGACACGAUUCAUGGUGUAUCAUAGGGAAGUGACCACAGCAGGCCAGUGCAGCCAGCACAGUCCAGGGAGAAAAAGUGGCCCAUACUGGUUCUUUUUAAGUUUGAGGAAUGGACUGGUUUUCAAGAUUUCACCAUUUUUAUUUUUAUUUUUUUUUUUAAAUUGGAUCUUUGACUUUUUUUUUCUUUCUCCUGAUUGGCACUUAUUUUAAGGCGACUGAAGUUCAGUCUGUAUUUGUGUCUGAGUGUGUGUAUGCACAUGGAUGUAGUAGACUGUUCUGCUCUAGUACAUUCCAGAAACUGUCUUCGUUCUGCAAACACUGUACCCGUCUCAACAGAAUCGCCAGUGUAGGAGUCCAGCUGGUCUCUGGGUAGCGUCACAGUCCCCAAAAGCAAUCCUCAUCCGCUCCGUUGUCGACGUCGACCAUCUUAACUUGAACUUACCCAUGACUCUGACAUGAGUAUUGCAGAGCUUGAACCUCACUGACAGAAACGUUAGUCUUUUUUCUUGUUUUGUUUUUUUUAGCUGUGCUGUUCUCCAUUGAAUGAAUGUGCUGUUUGUAAAUAUAUGUGUAACAUUUUUGAUUUAAAUGACUUACUUUUGGAUUUGCUCUUUUUUUUUUGUUUGUUUGUUUUGUUUUUGUACAGUUUCCUUACAAACCAAGUUCAUGGUCAUGAAGAUGAUUUGACUUGGAUGUUAAGAAUUGCAUUAGUUGUAUUCACUGCAAGUACAAUAUUGCAGGUUAUUCAGAAAAAUGUUAGUUGUUAAAGUCAUCUUAGCAACUGGAAAAUGUAUAAGGUAUAUAUCUUACACAAUAACUCAUGCUUACAUGCUGUGUUUGGCUCACAAGUGAUGACUUUAAUGGCAGUGAGGGUUGUUCCUAGUGUAUAUUUCAUUUAGAUUUAAGAAGCGUAAUUAUGACUUAAAGGGGAAUCUCACCCAAGAAAGAGUUUCUAAACAUCCAACCACUGUGGGAAAUUCACCAAAGUGAAAUAAAUGCUAACACCUACGUCUCUCGGCGUGUAACCGAGCAGAACAGCAGAUCUUCUCACUGUACGUUUUCUGGAGUUAAUUUUGCCACGAUGAUUGUCUAUAACGCCAUAACGGAGGACGCAGAGUGAGCUCUUAAUUGGCCAAAAACAGGAUGCGUACAAAGAUUAGGCCAUAACACUGCAAUAUUCUUUGUUGUAAUAAUUUGUGAAAUAUGUAUAUUUUAAGCAUUCAAAGAAAUAAAUUGGAAUGGUUUAACAAUGGCAGAUCUAUGGGGAUGAUAAAUGGAUGUUUCUUGAUCUGUAAUGUGUUGAUCUGAUGAGCAGGAAAUAAAAACAAGGGACACUUUU